UGAGGGGCUCACGGGCUGGGGGUCCCUCCUGCUCAGGACAGCCCCGUCCUCACGGCCAGCGUCUGUGUCCUGCUUUUGCAGCUGCACUCGAGAGGAUCAGAUCCCACCCCAAAAUAACCCUGGGGGUGCUGAUUCUGCUCCUGCUCCUGCUCCUGGUUCUGGGUGUGUCCUUGGCUGUUGUGUCAGGGAGAAGCUGUGGAGAGACCCCAGUUACCCCAGUUACCCCAGUUACUCCAGUUACCCCAGUUACCCCUGACACUCCAGUGCUGCUGGCCUGUCCCCAUGAGUGGAUCGGAUAUCGUGGGAUCUGCUACUUCCUCUCGAGGGAUCAGCUCAGCUGGGAUCAGGCUCAGGCUCGGUGCUCUGAGCUCGGGGCCUCCCUGGCCGUGCUCCAGGAUGAUGAGAGGGAAUUCUUCUUUCGUCUCUGUGGGAACGAGGAUCACUGGCUCGGCAUGCACAGACGGGGCCGGGAGCUGCAGUGGGAGAAUGGCAACAGCAGCUUCAACUCCUCGGUCGAGGUCCGUGGCAAUGCAGAGUGCGUGUUCCUGGCUGAGAAUCACCUCGGGAGUGGGAGUUGUUCAAAUCCGCGGCCCUAUGUCUGCAGCAAACCCCAAAUUCACCUGUGGCAGGGCAUGGAGGGAACAUCUCCUCUGUACUGAGCAGGCACAGCUUUGCCUCCUUCCUCUCAGCAAGGGGAUGUCCUUCCUCUGCCACAGCCUCUGCCUUACAAUCACUCUUUGUCACCUCCGUGUGUCACUUUGUAGGGUCCCUUCAGUGCUUGCUCUCAGGGUCACCUCAGAGCCCGGUCUCUGGGAGAUGAACACUCAGAAAGAGAGAAUGUUAGAGCCUUUCACUAGGUGCAUUUCUUUCUCCUGGAGCUAUCCAGGUCAGCAUAUUUUGUCUGAAAUGCUAAGUUUUCAUUCAUGAAGUCACUAUACGUGUACUUACAUAACCACGUGGAUAUAACACCGAAAAGCGCUGCCAUGCCAUUAAUAAUGCCGAGGCUGCGAUGUUCUGGUAUUGAAUACCAUCUUAUUCUGUCACUUGUUAAUUAACACUUGUGAAGUGCCGUCCCCACCCCAUCCUUCGUGUCUGUUGGGAGCUCAGAUAGUUUUCUUCCUUUUGCCCAGGCUUUUGGCAAUCAGCAGUGAGCUUAUCAGGGCAACCAGCGCUCCAGGACCCAGUCUUGUUCCCUAGUUCUUUUAAUAACAACCGAUUGGGUCUAAUAUAAAAUGAAUUAUUGCUUAUUAGACACAAGAAAAUAACAGACUAAUGAGUUUGCGGCAAAUUAUAUAAUGCACAGAAAUCAAAGAAACCAUUAAUAGACCAAGUACAGCAGUUUUAAAAUGAAGCUUAAAAUGCAGCAGGCACUAAAGGUGUCUAUAAGUUCAGCUGACAAAGAAAUUGUACAACUUAGGAUUCUGUAUAUCUUAGCAAUCCAGUUGGUGGUGGGAGUAUGCAUUGAAGUCUUUUCCUUCAGGCCCCAGAGAAGUAACUCAAAGUCUGCAUCCGGACUUUGAGGAGAGGCUUUCACACUCUUCCAGUGAGUAUGUGAGAGGCUUCUGCCUUUUAGAAAUUUUGUGCAUCUUUUAUAGAGCACAACUGACACUUUUGGUCACUGUUAUCAUUUUCUUUCAUCUCUCUUGAUAACUACCCUUCAUACCAAGAUGUUGAUUCCUGGUCGGGUGAUGAGACUCUCGGGUGUCAAGGAUAACUCCUGCUGGGCCCUUUGAUCCAGCCUGGGUUAUCUCUUGCACGUGCCAGCCGGAUUUGAGAGAGGGAGAGGGGGAUACGUCCUGCCACAGUGUCCCUUGGCAGCCCCAUCCUUUCCCCUUCUCCCCCUGUCCAAUCCCAGCUGGUGGAGCCUCAGAGCUGCCAUGGAGGAGGUGAGAAAUCUCUCCCCUUCUCCUGCCUGAGGGAUUUGGGGCCAUUUCCCAUUUUUUUGGGGGGGAAAUCAAAGCGAUGUGGGGCUGAGGAUGAGUUGUGGGACUAACCCGGCCCGUUCCUGUCCCCCAUUCGGAUCAAUCAGCGUUCAGGGACAAAGAGUGGUGGCAGAAUCAGCCGGGUGAGGUGCAAAUCACCCCUCAAAGUGUGCUGCUUUCCCAGGCAAUGUCACAGCUUGCUGUGCUCAGCUGGAGGCCAUGGAACUGCUGCUGCUCUGAACCCGCAGGAGUUCUGUGUGACCUGGGGCUGAAGAUGCUGGGAGCUGGGGAUGAAUCCAGGAUGGAGCAGAGACCCCCCCGCAGGAGCCCAGGGCAGAGCAAGACAAGGAUUCCUCCCCCUGAGUGAGAGGAAGUAACAGGGCUUGAUUGUGACCCUGUCCUGGUUUGACUCGGUCCAAUUUAUUGUGGUGGUUAGAUGGGACUGAAAAACCACAAAGAUGGCUCCUGUGAGGAUGUUCUAGAAGCUUUCUCCUUCUUCUCCAGCAAAAGGAGCCUUACCCUGAGUUUUAGAGCCAAUCCAUUGUGGCUCUGAGGUUGCUGGCCAGGUCUGGGCCAAUUGCACAGGCUGGUUACACCUCUGUGAGGGUGUAUGAUCUUGUGUUUAAGAAUUCAGAACAAGAUAGAGUGCGGACUGUCAUGUAGUUUUUAGGUUGUUAGUAUGUAGUUUUAGUAUCAUGCACUGGGGAAAAACAGAGCAGGAGGGUGAGGAGAUGGAAGAAAAAAAAAUGGAGACCCAAAAUCACAUUGAGGAGAAGAAGAUGGGAUGAGUUGCUGUGGUGGUCGGACAUGGAGAAAACAAGUUGUUCUCUAAAAGACGAAAGGACUACUUCUUCAGUGGGAGACCAUUACAGAAAAGAGAGCGACCUCACUCUGAGGAAAAAAAAAAAAAAUCCUGACCUUUGAGGACUGCACUGAUCAGAAGCCAAAAAAAGGGGGAAGAGGCUUGGCCCCCUCACAUCUGAAGUGAGUUGAUGCUAAGAAGAAGCUGUGUUCUGCCAGGAGAUUUGUGAUAGUUGGUCUUACGCCGCCAAAACAACGCAGUUUGGCCUUGAAGRACAUUCUUUCCUUUCUCCUACGAUGUAAAGAAAAGAAUCCCGUGCCAUCAGCAGUUAUACACUGACUGUUUUUGGGAAAAAACCUUCCACAGCUUGGAGGUGUAAGAACGCUUCUCCUGUGAUGCUGGACGACAACUGUAAUGAGUAAUUUGAUCUAUGUUAGACUUUCAUCUCUGCCCCUUUUUGCAUGCAGAAAGCAUGGGGGAUGGAGAGGAGCGACCUG
This is a messenger RNA of Malurus melanocephalus (red-backed fairy wren), 3221 nucleotides long. Its product is annotated as early activation antigen CD69-like. The annotation marks the transcript as partial. Lineage: Eukaryota; Metazoa; Chordata; Aves; Passeriformes; Maluridae. The record is from RefSeq and is a predicted model, not a curated record. The transcript is spliced from 4 exons.